Spodoptera exigua (beet armyworm) is the source of this 1114-nucleotide messenger RNA. The record is from the annotation of a GenBank genome assembly. Lineage: Eukaryota; Metazoa; Arthropoda; Insecta; Lepidoptera; Noctuidae.
CAAAUUGUCUAUGGGUUAGUUACAUUUUCCGUGUGGUGCCCGAUUUAUCAAUAUUUUUCCUAUAUUUUGUUUUCGGAAUAUAGGCGGGAACCUGUUGUCUUCAAUAAAACUCAGUAACAAUGAGUGUCGAAGAGGAUAUAAUGAAAAUACAAAAGAAAUUGACAAAGAUGAUUUCAGCGGAUGGCACGGGUCAGGAAGAAGCCUUAGACCUGCUGAAAUCGUUACAGACCAUGGCUAUUAAUUUGGACGUGUUGACUAAAACCAGAAUAGGUAUGACCGUCAAUAAUCUUCGUAAAUCCAGUAAGGAUGAAGAAGUAAUAUCUCUUUGCAAAACCUUGAUUAAAAAUUGGAAGAAAUUCUUAUCGACACCAGGCACCCCAGGCAAAGAUAAUGGCAGCUCCUCAAAAUCUAAAAAAGAAGGCAAGGAUAAAGAUAAAAAAGAUGAUAAGGAAAAAGACAAGAAGUUGCCCGCUUCUUUCCCCCCACAAACAAAUACAACUGAUGCUGUAAGGCUGAAGUGUAGGGAACUUCUCACACAAGCUCUUAAAGUUGAUGGUGAAAACCCAAGUUCCUGUGGGAGCCCUGAGGAACUGGCUGAAGAAUUAGAGGAAUGCAUUUAUGCUGAGUUUAAGAAUACUGACAUGAGAUAUAAGAACAGAGUAAGAUCAAGAGUGGCCAAUCUGAAAGAUCCUAAGAAUCCAACAUUACGUACAAACUUUCUUAAUGGUGUGAUCUCUGCUUCCCGCCUCGCGAAGAUGGCUCCCGAAGAAAUGGCCAGUGAUGAAAUGAAGAAACUGAGGGAGAAGUUUGUUAAGGAAGCUAUUGAUGAUGCACAGUUGGCCACAGUACAAGGUACAAAAACUGAGAUGCUUAAGUGUGGCAAAUGCAAAAAGAAGAACUGCACAUACAACCAGUUGCAGACGAGAAGUUCUGAUGAACCUAUGACUACUUUUGUACUUUGUAAUGAAUGCGGCAAUCGCUGGAAAUUCUGUUAAGACUGCUUUUAACCAUCCUAAGGUGACUAGUGUACCCUACAUUAUGAGAUACUGUGUUGUAUCAAGUAUAAUAUUACAUUUACGAUGAAUUAUGGUUUCUGUUUUUUGCUAUUUUAACA